Messenger RNA from Miscanthus lutarioriparius, 1473 nucleotides. The record is from the annotation of a GenBank genome assembly. NCBI's taxonomy places the organism in Eukaryota, Viridiplantae, Streptophyta, Magnoliopsida, Poales, Poaceae.
AUGGUUUCCACGCUCAUCAAGCACAAGAGGGCUCGUCCUGCUCAACCGACGACGCCUUGCCCCUGGCCCGGCUGCACCACCAUGCCAUGCACACCACCGUCACCGUCCACGCAGCACAAGAGGGCUCGCCGUCCUGCUCAGCCGACGACGGCUACCCCUACGGCGGCGGUGUCCCAGCCCGACUGGUCGUCUCUCACCGCGGACCUCGUCCGCCGUGUCGGAGAGCGCGUCGUGGCUGCCGACGACAUCGACUACUACAUGGCCUUCCGCGCCGUCUGCCACAACUGGCGCCUUGCCCUCAAGGACAACAACGCGGCAAACUGCACCGACGAUCCCACCUGCUUCCAGCCGAGAAAGUGGGCGGUGCUGGACCGGCACGACGAUGACGUCCUCGCGCUUGUCAACCUGGAGACCGGCCGCUUCCUCCGCAAGAGGCUCCCGCUGCUCCGCGACUACUUCUUCGUCGGCGCCGCCAGUGGUGGCCUCCUCCUCCUCGCGGAGCCAACGUACCCCUACCGCGCCCGCCUCCUCAACCCUUUCACGGGCGCGCUGGCCCGCUUCAAGGCACCCGUUCCCGUGGGCGAGGUUAGGGAGGUCGCCGUGGUGGCGACGUCACCGACGACGACGACGACGGUGUUCGUCUCCAUGCUAGCCGACGAUGGCGCCGUCAUGUGGGCAGACCAGGACAGCAAGUACUUCGGAGAGUGUGCUGCACCGGCGCCUUACCCCGACGACGGUCUCCUGUGCAUGGUUCCCUUCGCCGGCGACGUGUACCUCACCAACCGGCAAGGAGCCGUGCUCUCUACUGCUGCUGCGGCCGUCGUCGACGACGAUAUGGUGCCUUCCAAGGACGACGACAUUGCGGGCUGCCGCUCGGUUCAGAGCAUCUCCAUGGCCACUGCCAUUCCGGAGGCAUUGUUGGGUGACAGUUGCCAUUAUUACCUUGUGGAGUCUGGGGGAGAGCUGCUGCUUGUGACCAGACCUGCUUGGUGCGGCGUGCCCGGUGAUCAGCUUUCCGUCCACAGGGUGGACACCGUGAGGAACGUGCUUGAGCCGGUGAGGUCCAUCGGCAACCGCGCCCUCUUCCUCAGCCGUGUCAGGUGUGUCUCCGUCGACGCUGACAAGUUCCCAGCCGUCCAAGGCGGCUGCAUCUACUUUGUGGAUCAGUUAAGCUGCUACUUCGACGUGCAGUUCUCGUUCAUGACCGUUGUUCGCUUCCCUCACGAAGCUGACGGAGUGCAACAGCCUAAGGUGGAUGUAAGCCCCAUACCAGCAGAUUGUUUCCAGCCGUUCACCCUGGCCCAUGUUUUUGCAAAUUACUGCAAGUUCGUCCAAUGUUCUGAACUGCGCCGCCAAAUUAUGAUCGAUGGCGAGGAAGAUUUCUCAGACGACGACGAGGAGGAUUCUGAUGACGACGAAGAUUAUUUCUCAGAUGAUGACGACGGAUCUGAUGGAGGUUGGAGGGUCCUCUGA